This is a messenger RNA of Aspergillus nomiae NRRL 13137, 2151 nucleotides long. RefSeq lists its product as uncharacterized. Bases 1 to 2151 code for a protein of 716 amino acids. The transcript has a single exon. NCBI's taxonomy places the organism in Eukaryota, Fungi, Ascomycota, Eurotiomycetes, Eurotiales, Aspergillaceae. The record is from RefSeq and is a predicted model, not a curated record.
AUGGCACCGGUCCUUCCCCGACUCUCUCAUACUCUACCUGGCUAUUACCCUCCAAUUAGAGGCGCACCCCCCAUCCCUAUAUCAGGGCCAAAGAACAUUACUCUCAAGGCUAUUCUCGAGCUCUUCACUGGGACAUUCUGCAUCUUUGUUGUUGCCGUUCUAAUCUGGAAGCUUGGAAAUUUCUUCCGUCGUUUCACGAUGGAAAAGGUCCUUGGAGGAGGAAACAGCCCUGCACGUCGCUACGUAAAGGCCUGGUACGGGUGGGUGCCACUACAACGUCAAAAGGCCAAAACGUCCAUAGUACAACAAUGUUUCGCGAAGGUCCGACAAUGGGCCACAUGGAACUCAGCGAAGAAUAGUUAUUGUUCGAUUUGGUGGAGCUUUAAUCAUACGGAGCUGGAGGCAUGCAAGCAGGACUCAAUGUGCCAGCGACAUUGGAGAACACAUCUCAAAAAGCGCAAACCUACAACGGCAAAUGCUAUCCGCAGCCCCUGUGGACACGCCUUUAGGUCAGGCCAGGGCGCCGGGUCGUGCUACUCCUCAAAUAUGGCCGGAGUUCUGCAAUCGGAUAAAAUGGUCAACACUUGUCCUGAAAGAUACAAACUACCGAGGAGACAGCGCAGGAGACUCUCCUCUGUAAAAGAGUUGUUCAAGGAUGAUCUGCGAUGUGUGGCACCUGCGACCCGAGCAAAGCAAUCUACAAUGGCUCUUAAAUACUGUACUAUUCAAGCAGGCAGACCCUCGGCGCGCUCGCUCAAUCAUAAAAGGUUCCUCUCCUUGGAUCAGUCUGCUUGCGUUCUUACAAGAAAAGACAUCUUUUUCUAUAUCUCAAAUAACGAUCCUUUAGCAAAACCUAACCACUCCCUUCCUCGUCUGUCGGAUCUCAAGAUUACCUUUCGGAGAGUGGGAAAACGCGCUGAAGGCUCCUCGAACUCCCAGAGACCCACAGACCAUCGCCGAAAAUCAAGGAAUCUUCGAGCAUUAAUAUAUUCACGCAAAUACCAGGUUUGGUCUGCCCAGAUGGGAUUGAAUGUCCCAGAGUGUGGGAAAUAUAGCAAGCAUCAAUUUUCAGUUCCUCCAGGGAGUCCCAGGUCCGAGUUGCUGACUGAGUUCUCGUCCCAUCGCACGACUCUCGCUAAAAUGAUAAAUGAACAAAGGACUACCGCAUGUUGGAGCUCAUUAAGUGAUUCGAGUGGCCUUAGUAUCUCCGGCACUCAGAAACGUCGUGUGGAAAGAGCUAGUGUGAUAAGCUACAAAGCAAAAGUCACCACUACCAAAGCCCGGCAACCGACAACAAUGCUGUUCAGGCAAGAUCGAUGCCAGUCGCAGACUACUCUUUCCGUUUCUAAGCAUCCAAGCCACGUUCAAUUUGAUAGAUUCCAGUGUCCAUCUACACGACUACGAAAGUCAAUAUGGUCUCAGAGAAGUGAUAAAGAAGGAAGACCCCAGAGUAAGAAGAAGGCCAACAUGCUUGGAACAACAUCCGCACAAUUUACUAUUCCAUUGAGGCAUUUGAGCAGUUGGGAGAUCAUGCUGAUAGACGGCUUGGACCGAAGACUCGGAUGGCUCUCUCAACAACUUAUUCCGGGUCGAAGACCGUUUCACUUCCCUUUACUUCCCAACCAUUGGCUUAAUAUUCGGACUUGGAUCGUUUAUGACCCUGCAUCGCGUGCCCCUAUCGAUGCAAAGCGGCAGUUUGGGGAUCCUAGAUUCAACACCCCCUCCCCAACGUCUCAGAAUCCUAAGCGUAAGUAUCCUGAAGCCACUCGUAAAGUUGCCAACACGCCGCGGAUCGAAUCAUGGAGAAUAGCCGUCAACCGAAACAGAAGAGCAUCGGGGUUGAGAGACCUUGUCAAACGACUAGAAUUAUACGACGACUCUGCUGAUGAUCCCCCGGAUGGAUAUAUCGACCCAGCCUGUUGGUUAAUUCGAAAGCCGCCACAAGGAUAUCAGCUGUCAGCCAGACAAAAUGCCACAUACUAUGAAGGAGGGGCCGGCUGGCAAGAAAGAUUAGAGGACUGGCAAAAUAUCCGCCGUGGGUAUCGCAUCCGCAAGGCAAUUCAUGAAGGAAGGGCCAACAGAACUAGAGCAAAGCAAGUUGCAGUCGGUCUCACUCGGUUCUACCAGAAAGCGUAUCGCCAGCAAAUCUAG